AUGCCGCCUCGACACGACCUCACUCGGGAGCCUUGCCCCGGCCGGAUUCUGGAGGAUUUGGGCGGCGCGUUCGGAAUGGGUGCGCUUGGCGGAUUUUUGUGGCACUUUGCAAAAGGCUGGCGGAACUCUCCAAAGUAUGAGAAGUUCGCCGGAGGCAUGCUGUCCGGCUCGAUGAAGUCUCCUCUUGUCGGUUCUUCCUUUGCGGUCUGGGGAGGUCUGUACGCGACCUUCGACUGCUCUCUCAUCUACUUGCGCGGUGGGAAAGAAGACAGCUGGAACCCUGUCCUCAGCGGGGCCCUCACGGGAGGCGUCCUCAGCAUGCGCAGUGGAUGGAGAAGUUGCAUGAAAAACGCAGCCAUUGGCGGAGUCCUCCUCGGAAUCAUCGAAGUUGUUCAACUCGCCUUUCAGCGCUCGACGGGGGAAGGCCCAACGCCCAGACAGCAGUAUCGUCAGUACCUCGAGAUGGAGCAGGCAGAGAGACGCGCGGCAGAGCAAGCUGGCAGUUCUCCUUCUUUCUUCAAGCGAUUCUUCUCCAGCGGAGGUCCUCCGGGAAACUCGAACUCUGGAUCGAGCUCUUCCCCUGGAUCGAGCUCAGGAGGCUCCGAGUUUUUGCCGGAGAAACCGGAAGGUGUGUCUGUCUAG
Molecule: messenger RNA, 642 nt
Organism: Toxoplasma gondii ME49
Lineage: Eukaryota; Apicomplexa; Conoidasida; Eucoccidiorida; Sarcocystidae
Product: mitochondrial inner membrane translocase subunit TIM17, putative
Exons: 2
Coding region: 1-642 (213 amino acids)
Biological process (GO): protein import into mitochondrial matrix
Cellular component (GO): TIM23 mitochondrial import inner membrane translocase complex; mitochondrial inner membrane
Molecular function (GO): transmembrane protein transporter activity
Source: RefSeq, a predicted model, not a curated record